AUUGCGUGUGGUGCCCUCCCUCUUUUGGGCUGGAGUACCAUGAUGCCGCUGGAGUCACUCAAACCCCCAGAACUGAGCCUCUACUUUAAUAAAUCCUCUUUGAUCUCUGCUAUCCAGCUCUAUCCUCUUUGACUUUUACUUUAGUUUAUCCUCUUCACUUGCAGAUUGCUGAUUUUUUUAUUUGAUUGUGAUGGGGAGAACUGACCGGGGGCCCUAACCUAGGUCCUAGAAUUACUGAGGACGACUGACAGUCUCUGAAAUUUCAAGGGUUGGGGUUUUUAUGUGGCUCAGAGCAUUUCAUGAAGUUGAAUGUGUUUAAAAUGGUCGAGGAUUCGAGGAAUACUGAUGAAGAGAAUUAUAGGAUUGGUCAGCGUAUUGCUUGUGAUGGUCAUUAUGGCACAAUUUGUUACGUUGGUGCUGUAGACGAUACGGUGGGAAUUUGGUUGGGUAUUGAUUGGGAUAAUCCAGCUCGAGGGAAGCAUAAUGGAACUCAUCACAACAAGGAAUACUUCAAAACACUUCAUCCAACUUCUGGAUCAUUCGUUCGCCCUGGAAAAGUCAAAUCCGGAAUAUCUUGUGUGGAAGCAAUAAAAAAUCGUUAUGGAUACGUAGACGAUGCGUUGGCAGGUGUCGAUAGAGAGAAUAUAUCGAAAUUACGAAAGGAAAUCAACGCCCCAUUUUUGGAGAUGGUGGGAUUCUCCAAGGUAAAUAGAAAGCAGAGUAAUUUCAAUCAGCUGAGUAUAGUAUCGGUUCGAGAAGAGUGUGUCUCGACCUCUGGAGGUCCAGGAAAUCUCGGAGAACUGUUCCCCAAUAUUCAGGAGCUGGAUUUAUCGAAAAAUUUGAUAAACUCGUGGGUUACUGUAGGGGAUAUUUGCUCACAACUCACGAGGUUGGAUCGUCUCGAUCUCAGUGAAAAUGUUAUUCCUACGGACGAAGGGUUGAAUCAUCUCAACGGAGCAUUUUCUAAUGUAACUCAAUUAGCAAUAGCCCACAUGAAUUACACCUGGAGGGACGUUGAAGCCUGCACCCUAGUGUUCCCAGUCCUGAGGACACUUUCAGUGCCAUUCAACAAGGCGAGCAUUCUAGAGACCCCGAUAAAUAAUCCAUACCUUCUCAGACUUCGAACGCUCACCCUCGAGGGAAAUUCGAUAUGCAAUUGGGAUGAGAUCCUGAAGUUGGGUUGUUUGGAUUCCUUAGAGAGCCUGAACGUCAACUCCAACGAAAUCGAAAGGAUAAACUUUCCCUGUGAUUCUGAGGAGGACAAAACAAAGGCCUUCCCAGCACUGAGGCAACUCCUUUUGUCCAGCAAUUUGAUACACCAGUGGAGCUCCAUCACCGAACUGGAAAAACUCCAAAAUCUGUCGGACCUGAAGUUUCGGGAUAAUCCAGUUUUGAAGGCCGAGUCGCCUGAAACUGCUCGGCAAUUGAUAAUCGCAAGAAUCUCAGGACUGAAAGUGUUGAAUUCCACGGAAAUUCCAGUGACGGAGAGACGAGAUGCUGAACACGAUUACAUGAAGCUCUUCGCCAAGGAGUGGUUGCAGUUGUCCGAAAAUUGUGAUACCGCCAGGAGAGAAUUCCUGAGAGCGCAUCCACGAUUUCCAAGAUUAGUCGAACAAUAUGGCGGCCCCGAGAUCAUCAAUUCCAAAGCAGAUGAGAUGAAAUCCGACGUUAUCACAGUGGAAUUCGUUAGUAUGAAUGAAGCAUCUCAAGGGAAAAGUGUGAAGAGAAAAGUCCUGAACGAGAUGGAAGUUCAAAAAUUGACAGGAAUCGCUCAACGACUAUUCAAGAUCGGUGGAAAAAUUCCGAUUCUGUCGUUUGUACAGUCAAAAUUAUCUAAAGAAGAAAUACCUCUGGACAAGCCUCUCCAACAGCUAAAAUACUACUCGAUCCAGAAUGGAGACCGAGUACUGGUGCGGUGGUGACACGUGCUGAUAGGAAUAGCUCCACCCUCUAAAAAAUUAAAUAAAUGAUUAUUUCCACUAGAGAAACUGUCGACGUACUCAUUUUUGCUAGUAUUAUUUUUUUAUUUAAUGAUAAAACAACUGUAUAAAACUAUGAAUCAAUAUUUUGUAUUAAAUACGUUUUUGUAUCACAAAAAAAUUCCGGUGAUUCCAGGUGAUUAA
This is a messenger RNA of Fopius arisanus, 2123 nucleotides long. RefSeq names its product Tubulin-binding cofactor E (gene Tbce). The transcript has 5 exons. The record is from RefSeq and is a predicted model, not a curated record. The coding region runs from base 300 to 1922 and encodes 540 amino acids. NCBI's taxonomy places the organism in Eukaryota, Metazoa, Arthropoda, Insecta, Hymenoptera, Braconidae. Gene Ontology annotation, molecular function: protein binding.